Pseudoliparis swirei is the source of this 1278-nucleotide messenger RNA. It is a transcript of the gene naa60, whose product is annotated as N-acetyltransferase 15 (GCN5-related, putative). Gene Ontology annotation, biological process: N-terminal peptidyl-methionine acetylation. Gene Ontology annotation, molecular function: histone acetyltransferase activity; protein-N-terminal amino-acid acetyltransferase activity. The transcript has 7 exons. Gene Ontology annotation, cellular component: Golgi membrane. Bases 447 to 1175 code for a protein of 242 amino acids. The record is from RefSeq and is a predicted model, not a curated record. Lineage: Eukaryota; Metazoa; Chordata; Actinopteri; Perciformes; Liparidae.
AAGUAUAUUUCUGCGCGGGCAUAUUUUUAUGGUAACAGUAUUUAUGCACUGUAAUAUUGCCACUUUUAUUCUAUCAUCGCAGCAAAAAGGACACCGGAAAAACGAGUCGAUUUAUUUUGCUUAUUUGGAUUCAGCGCCAGUAGGUGGUGAUACAGCGCCACGGUGUUUUAACACCGACCGACUCUAAACUCAGAAGAAAAAACUCGCGUGACGUCAUCGUUGUAGCAGCCACAAACAGGAAGAAAACACCCAGCUGUUCUCUAUGCGGCGAGAGCUUUCGGCUAGCUUUGUGUAGCACUGCCACAGGAAUGAAACGACGUUGAGAGUCGCAAACUAACUGGUGUUUGGUCAUGCUGUGUCCGGAGUAGCGGCCGCAUCCGCCAGAUACCCCGGGAAUAUCGUCCUCCUCGACUUUCCUCCGGUCCGAGUGUUGAAACGAGGUGUGAAUGAGUGACGUGGUGCCUCCCACAGCUAUCAGUGAAGUCCAGCUCCGCUUCCUCUGCCACGAUGACAUAGAGAAUGUCAAGCUGCUCUGUGGGGAUUGGUUCCCAAUCGAGUACCCAGACUCAUGGUAUCAGGACAUCACCUCCAACAAGAAGUUCUUCUCCCUCGCGGCCACCUUCAGAGGGGGCAUCGUGGGAAUGAUUGUGGCUGAGAUCAAAGGCCGGACCAAAGUACACAAAGAGGAUGGAGACAUCAUGGCCUCCAGUUUCCCUGUGGACACACAGGUAGCCUACAUCCUGAGCCUGGGAGUUGUCAAAGAUUUCAGGAAACAUGGCAUAGGCUCCCUACUGCUGGACAGUCUGAAGGAGCACAUCUCGACCACGCCCCAGGACCACUGUAAGGCCAUCUACCUGCACGUGCUCACCACCAACAUCACUGCCAUCCACUUCUACGAGAACAGGGACUUCCGGCAGCACCACUACCUGCCCUACUACUACUCCAUACGAGGCAUCCUCAAAGAUGGCUUCACAUACGUGCUCUAUAUUAACGGGGGCCAUCCGCCCUGGACGAUAUUUGACUAUAUCCAGCACAUCGGCUCCAGCCUGGCCAGCCUGAGCCCCUGCUCCAUCCCUCAGAGGCUGUACCGGCAGGCCCAGUCGCUGCUGCGCUCUCUGCUGCCCUGGUCCAACAUCGCCUCCAAGGCCGGCAUUCAGUACAGCAGAACAAUGUGACCGCGGCGACAAGGAGUGCAACCGAUUCUCUUCAGUCUUCCCCUGUACACACCCAGCUGUACACACACACUCGCAUCCUCGCCACGGCGCUCCGCGCCCUGUG